Molecule: messenger RNA, 2369 nt
Organism: Bombyx mori (domestic silkworm)
Lineage: Eukaryota; Metazoa; Arthropoda; Insecta; Lepidoptera; Bombycidae
Gene: MBD-like
Product: methyl-CpG-binding domain protein 3
Exons: 4
Coding region: 346-945 (199 amino acids)
Biological process (GO): negative regulation of transcription by RNA polymerase II; DNA methylation-dependent constitutive heterochromatin formation
Cellular component (GO): nucleus
Molecular function (GO): methyl-CpG binding
Source: RefSeq, a predicted model, not a curated record
GACAAUCAUCCCUAAUCAUCUCAUCUCAUUUGAUUUGAUUUGAUUUCAUCCCAGUUGAUUAAUGUUUCAAAUUAAUCAUUUCAUUUCAUCAUUUUUCAUAUAAAUAAGAAUUAAAAUUAAAAUGACAUAACUUAAAGGUCUUAGUUACCAGGUCAUAAAAUUCCUUAAAAAAUUUUAAGUUCAUAGUUAACCUUACUUCACUUGAUCUCACCACAAACCACAAACAUACCUGUUUCAGUGUUUACAUGAAAUGUGUAGUAGGUACAUACUCAAAACAUUCUCUAAAUUGAAAUUGGAAUAUUAUUGUGGUUUGAUUUAUUAAGAAGAAAGAAAUAAACCGUAAAUAUGAACAUAUCUAUCGAAAGAAAACGAUCCGAUUGUUCAGCGUUACCCAAAGGCUGGCAAAGAGAGGAAGUAGUUAGAAAAACAGGUCUGUCGGCAGGGAAGGUUGAUGUUUAUUAUUACAGGGGUGUACGUAAUGAUGCUUCAUUAGUGCCACCAAUUCGUCAAACAGCAUCAAUAUUCAAACAGCCUGUGACGGUCUACAAAACUCAAGACAGUAAAGUUAAAACAGAUCUCAAGCAUGGGACACAGGAAAAGCCUAAACAAUUAUUUUGGGAAAAAAGACUAGAGGGAUUGACAGCUUGUGAUGCAAAUGGUGUAAUUGGAACUACAAGUCUACCAAAAUACAUCAAAUCCUUGGGACCAUACACUUCUGAUGCCACCACUAUCCAGUCAUUGGCUACAGCACUUCAUGUAUCUUCACAACCUAUAACUGGACAAAUAGGAUCGAAACAAGCCAUAAAAGACAAUCCAGGUGUUUUUUUAAACCCAGAACAACCCCUGAUUGCUGCAGUGACAAUCACUAAGGAAGAUGUGCGACGCCAAGAGGAGCGCGUGAAGCGAGCUCGCCAGCGAUUGCGACAAGCUCUAUCGGUGGCCUAGGGCUGCGACGGCGGCGGUGAACCUAGUGUGGAAACCGCUGCCGACCUUUCUAUGUCCGCUAUGCUUCCCGACUCUACACAGGACUCCCCCAAGUCCACAGAGUCUAAUAGAAAUGACUAAAAUGGUUUUUACUUUUUGUAAAACCAUAUUGCAGGAUAUCGAAUUCCACUAAAUAAGAUGUAAUUCCCGAUUGAAUUAAUUGAACUCAAUAGUAAUGUUACAAGACACAAUUUGAUGUUGUCUGAACAGAUGAUAAGAAAAACUUCUUGUACCUCAAUAAGUAACGGGAAGUAGUAAUUAUUGCCUCGUUAUUUGGUUAGAUACGCUGGAUACUGCACCAGGUCCACUGGAGUCUGUAAUCUCUCUAGAUAUGGUAUUUGGUACCUAAGAGUUCUUGUUUUUUCUGGUAUGUGCCUUGGGGCCUCAAUGCGAGAAAAUAGUCAUUUAGGUCCACUGGGAAUUUCCACAGUUCCUUAUUUAGCUAUAGUCAUGUCAUUUUAAUCAUUUUUAAAAUGCCAACAUUGGUCUCAUAACAGAAUUGCUAUGACAUAAUAUGAAAACAGUUUUAUAUCAUAAUUAUCUUACUAUCCUAUUUAAUAAGUUUAAGAUUAGAUAUACAAAUCUACUUAUCUUUAGACAUGGCCUAAUUAAUUUAAAGAAAAUCAAUCAGUCUAGCGUCGCAUGGUCACAUCAACAGCAACCACAGUGACAGGCUAUUGAGUAAAAGUCGUACACAGUUUUUACACAUUAAUUUAUUAAAAGGCAAUUGUUGCAAUUAUUGUGUAUUCUAUCACUAUCUGUAAUUGCAAGACAGUUCACAACCAUAAAUUUUUAAAACAGCUUUUAGGUAAAACUUCUAAAUUGCAUGAAAAUAAGCAUAGUCGUAUAUGCAAAGUGUACACAUUUAUACGCGGUGGUGUAAAGAUACCGAUCCCGCAACGGAAACGGAAAUAAACUUGAAAACAUUGAUUUUUUAAAAAAAGAUUUGUAUUACGAUGUUUACAUUUUGUGAAUAACCCGUGAUUGCAUAUUCCGCGUGUUUGCCGAUUAUAGUUGUGUUUAUUGACAAAAAAUAUUUCACAAAUUGAGGAAAAUUCAAAUUUUUUUUGUUAUUUGUAGGCAGCAGAAAGAAAAGUAAUAUAAUUUUUAUCUAACUUAAAAGAUUUUCGGGAUCGGUUCCAAUACACCCUGUAUAGGUGUGAUAUAAGGCGUAAUUUAAAUUCAUUAAAGGUAGAUUUAAAUUUGUACAAAACCUAGUGAUUGCAAUAUUUAAAAUGGACGGCGCGAAAUGACGGACAAGCAGAAUGUCUAAGAUAUUAAACUUUAGUAGUAAAUAUAGUAUUUAAGUUUUGAUAACUAUAUAUUUAGUUUUUUAUGUGUUAAUGUCUUAUUUCUAUCAAUAAAAAUAGUGAAAAUAAAUUAAA